AUGGCGUGGCAAAGCAUCGAUAUGCGUCGACGUCUUGACCACCGCCUCGGUUGGCUCCGCGUCACCUUUCCCACGGGACAGGAGCCAGACAUUCCGAUUCUUGGUAGUCCCCAGGGGGUCGGCAGAGCCGGGCGCGGCAGGAUAGGUGAAGGAACGCCAGCCAAGACGCGGCAGGGAGACGGCACGAGACAACGGCCACCAGACCAGGAAGAGACCGACGUUGCUGAAGAUUAUCAUCAUCAAACAACGUGCCCUACCAUGCUCAGGGAGACGGACCUGUGGACCGUGUGUGAGUGUGGCGAGGAAUCAACGCUCGGCAAGGGCAGACGGACGGACGCCCGGGCGACCGCGGAGGCACACGUCCCGUCACCUGCAGGCUUGCUGUGA
Messenger RNA from Colletotrichum higginsianum IMI 349063, 387 nucleotides. RefSeq lists its product as uncharacterized. The record is from RefSeq and is a predicted model, not a curated record. Bases 1 to 387 code for a protein of 128 amino acids. The transcript has a single exon. NCBI's taxonomy places the organism in Eukaryota, Fungi, Ascomycota, Sordariomycetes, Glomerellales, Glomerellaceae.